AGACAGCUCUGAAAAUCAUUGUUUUCAAGUGAUGAAAAUGUUUGUGUGUUUAUUACUUGUUGUAAGUACAAGUGGUAGUUUUGGUUUUACUGAUGAGCAGUUUAAAGUUUUAGUAGAGAGACUUGCAUCAGUUGAGAGUCAGGUCAAUAUACUCACAGCAAAAGAUCUACAGAACACAGACCGGCUACAAGCUCAGGAGGAAGAAACAGCCCGACUACGGGCGAUUAUAAAGCACCAAAAUGAUGUGAUUGCUGGCCUACAGAAGGUGGACGUUGCAGACAACGAGGAAGCCAUUGAAGACAAAACGCCGCUACCCCACCUCUCUGUAGAGCGCAAUGCAUCUGUUCACAGAGGCAGCCGCUUCGUUGCUGAAGGCCCAGUUGCUUUUACUGCCACCAAGAGCAGCAGUCAAAGUCAUAUUGGGAUCAAGCAAAACAUUUUGUUUGAAAAAAUUGUCCUUAACCUAGGGGGAGGGUACCAUCCGGAUCAUGGACUUUUUAUCGCACCAGUUCCGGGGGUCUAUAUGUUUUCUACAUCAUUGCUGAGCUUUUACACUGGAAGCGUCGAACUCCAUGCGGAUUUAGUUCACAAUGGGAAUGUGAUCAACCGUGUAUACGGACACGGCGAUUCUGGGCGUCAUGCCCAAGGUAGCCAAACGGCAGUACUUCAGUUGCAAGUCUCGGAUGAGGUCUGGGUAAGGAACAUCGAUUAUAACGACGAGUCUGUAUAUGGUGGUGCUUACUCGAGCUUCUGUGGUUCUUUGUUGUACCCGAAUUGAAGUAUGAUACAGAUGUA
Messenger RNA from Mya arenaria, 795 nucleotides. Its product is annotated as cerebellin-2-like. The record is from RefSeq and is a predicted model, not a curated record. The transcript is spliced from 3 exons. Bases 32 to 778 code for a protein of 248 amino acids. Lineage: Eukaryota; Metazoa; Mollusca; Bivalvia; Myida; Myidae. Gene Ontology annotation, molecular function: protein binding.